CUCACUCUCGGCUAUGGCGGAGGCCUCGAUUGGGAGGCAAAGCCCCAGGAUCGUGUCUUAUCCUGCACAUAACUUAUGUUCUGGGCGAUCCAAUCUUCAUACCACGGCAGUGGUGUCUAUGGGCUCAGCUGACCAUCGAUUCAACCUGGCUGAGAUCCUGUCCCAGAACUACGGAGUACAGGAAAAAACGGAGGAGGCCGACGAGGAGCCAGACCACGCAGAGGAGAAAGCGAAGCCUUUGGAAGAGAUAGAGAAGAGUUUCAAUGCCGCCCAGAACAGUGAGAUGCCCUUUGAAGAGCUGCUGGCCCUGUACGGCUAUGAGGCUUCUGACGCCAUCUCUGAGCAGGAGAGUGAGAGCAACGAUGCUACGCCCAACCUUCCAGACAUGACCCUGGAUAAGGAGCAGAUAGCAAAGGAUCUACUUUCUGGAGAAGAAGAGGAGGAGACGCAAUCUUCGGCAGAUGACCUGACGCCUUCGGUCACUUCUCACGAUGCAUCAGACCUCUUCCCCAAUCAGACCGGCUCUAAUUUUGUGGCAGAUGGAGACAAGGCUCCUUGUUCCUCCCCUUGUGCUUCCUUCUCAGCUGAAGACUCCGAAGAAGAUUCCAUCGCUCCUAAUGACUGCAAGAAGGAGAUCAUGGUGGGACCUCAGUACCAGGCCAUUGUCCCUCUCUUGGACUUGAACCGGCAGGGCGAAAAAGUCUAUGAAAAUGAUGACCAGUUGCUGUGGGAUCCAAACAUCCUUCCGGAGAGGGAGGUGGAAGAAUUCCUCUUCCGAGCUAUCAAGAGGAGAUGGGAUGAAGUCUCCAACGCCAGGCUUCCUGAAGGAGAGAUGGUGAAGGAUAACGAACAAGCCCUCUACGAAUUGGUGAAAUGUAACUUCAAUGCAGAAGAAGCUUUGCGGCGACUCCGGUUCAACGUGAAGGUCAUUCGAGAUGAGCUCUGUGCCUGGAGCGAAGAAGAAUGCAGGAACUUCGAACAUGGAUUCCGGGUGCAUGGAAAAAACUUCCACCUUAUUCAAGCCAACAAGGUCCGGACCAGGUCAGUAGGCGAAUGCGUGGAAUACUAUUACAUAUGGAAGAAAUCGGAGCGGUACGACUACUUCACCCAACAGACGCGGUUUGGAAGGAAGAAGGAUUACGUGGAUAACUUUUUAGAUGGCGGGGAAGUGGAAAGCGCCAGCCGCGCGCGAAGCUCUCCGCCCAUUGCGUCGGCCGCUGGCUGCCUGGACUCCUGUUUCAAUCCGGAUCAUUUAACAAUGGAGACGGCAGAUCCAUUGAGCAUUGAAAGCGCAGCCUGCAGUCUCGGCAGCACCAGUGAAUCCGGGCAUGGCUACGAGUGCAGCACGCCUUCAGAAACAAACUGUUCCUUUGACCCCCCCGAGGAGGUGCCCCCCGCCAGCCGUGUCCCAACGUACCUUCAGCACCCACCAAAUCCCUCCGAAGCCGGAUUCUACCAGAUGGCUGCGACGGACAAGCAGGAAGAGCCCUUGCAGUGCUCGGGAGAAGCUAUCACCGUGGACUUCACCCCACUCCCCGAGAGCGUCACGGAAAGGUUACCUUUAAUUUCCAGCCACGCGGGACUGGAGGGAGAUCCAGAGACGUUGGUGGCCCCUGCGCAAGUGUCCUUAGCUGUCCCCGAUUUUCAGCCUCCUGGGUCUUGGAGAAGUCGAUAGCCUCCUGACCACUCCACAAUCCUGUCCGGCACCCGUAGCCCAUUCAGACUCAGUGUCUCAGUGACAGCAGCCAUCAAGAGGUCUUUUAUAGGCCAGGAGCUGACUCGUAUUCUGGGGGAGACGAGGGGACGAGAGAUCAGAAAUCUUGGCUUGAUGAUGAUCUUUCCUGGUCCUCGGUGACAAACGUGCUGCUUCUCCCCUUCCGAAAUCCGAGGAGCGCCGGUUCCCCGCCAGCCAACCCCACCCCUGGCAGUUCCAGUGUCUCUCCAGCAAAACCAAACACCUCCGUCACAAUCUCCUGUGCACCUAUCGCAGGAGCUGGCCGAAGGGAACUGUGACCCCCAUGGGGUCAUCACGGACGGGGACCCCCUCAAAGCCAUGCGGGACAGACCGAGUCUUCCCCCCCCCACCCGCCGUCUCCACAUUCAGCCAAACCCCUCAGAUUGCCAGGGGAAGGCGCUUUGGCCCCAGAACGGACACUCUGUAGGGAGGAAGGCUGGCCGCGAGCACUUUGAAGAGGGAGGGGGCUGGACGGGGGUGGAAUGCAAGGUUUCCUGGAGCGCGGGAACUAGGCGUAAAAAUGCAUCGGGUUCCUAAUCACCGGAGCAAAAUAGGGUAGAGAAUACCUGAAUUUUAGUUUCAUCAAUGUCAGGACUGGUACCUCCCGCUAGUUCAGGUCUUUUCCGUACACCUGAUUCGGUGUGGGUGGGUGAGAGCGUCCGAGUGUGUUGCUAUACAUGCGCACACGGGCACGUGCGUACGUGAGACGACUUGUUGCCAAAUU
Molecule: messenger RNA, 2459 nt
Organism: Pantherophis guttatus
Lineage: Eukaryota; Metazoa; Chordata; Lepidosauria; Squamata; Colubridae
Gene: MIER2
Product: MIER family member 2
Biological process (GO): negative regulation of transcription by RNA polymerase II
Cellular component (GO): nucleoplasm
Molecular function (GO): histone deacetylase binding; transcription corepressor activity
Source: RefSeq, a predicted model, not a curated record